This is a messenger RNA of Bactrocera neohumeralis, 914 nucleotides long. It is a transcript of the gene RpL10, whose product is annotated as 60S ribosomal protein L10. Gene Ontology annotation, biological process: translation; ribosomal large subunit assembly. Lineage: Eukaryota; Metazoa; Arthropoda; Insecta; Diptera; Tephritidae. The record is from RefSeq and is a predicted model, not a curated record. The transcript is spliced from 4 exons. Gene Ontology annotation, cellular component: ribosome; cytosolic large ribosomal subunit. Gene Ontology annotation, molecular function: structural constituent of ribosome. Bases 96 to 626 code for a protein of 176 amino acids.
AGUAGGAGCAAUUGGAAAUAUGUCAAGUAGUUCAUAGCUAACUUCCUUUUCCGUUGGAUUCUUCUAGCAGAAGUGGACGUGUCUAAAGUUUUAAGAUGGGUCGCCGACCAGCAAGAUGUUAUCGCUACUGCAAAAAUAAGCCGUACCCAAAGUCCAGAUUUUGUCGAGGUGUGCCAGACCCAAAAAUUCGUAUAUUCGAUUUGGGCAGAAAAAAGGCUUCAGUUGAGGAUUUUCCUUUGUGUGUUCAUUUAGUAUCAGAUGAAUAUGAGCAACUUAGUAGUGAGGCGUUGGAGGCUGGUCGCAUUUGCUGCAACAAGUAUUUAGUAAAAUACUGCGGUAAAGAUCAAUUCCACAUACGUAUGCGUCUACAUCCAUUCCACGUGAUUCGAAUUAAUAAAAUGUUGUCAUGUGCUGGAGCGGAUAGGCUUCAGACUGGAAUGCGUGGAGCGUUUGGUAAACCACAGGGAACAGUCGCUCGUGUUCACAUCGGCCAGCCAAUAAUGUCGGUUCGCUCCAGUGAUCGUUAUAAGGCUCAAGUUGUUGAGGCCCUACGUCGUGCCAAGUUUAAGUUUCCAGGACGUCAAAAGGUCGGAUCAGUAGUAAAUAUAAUUAGGGGUUUCACAUAGUCUCAUAAAGUUAUAAGUUAUAGCGAUGAAAACAUAGUGUUCAGAAUUGUAUUAGCGUAAACGUAUUUUAAUAUGCAAUCUAACAAAUAUUUUAAACUAGUAUAAAAAUUUAUUAUUUUACAAUGCUUUAUGGCACGUUAAGAGUACCCCAAAUAUGUUUGUCAACGAUGUAGGACGCAUUAAUUAUAUAUUUUUUAAAACGUUAUAUUUUUACGCGAAUAUUACAAGUCCGUGCAUAUUUUAAUGGUUGUGUGUAAAUGUAUAAAAAUAUACAUAUAUAAAACGCAU